AGAUGUUAAAUGACUGCUGGCCACAGAGCUUGAGCAGACAAGAACGCGGAACUCUGAGCAGCACAUCAUGAAUUUAAAGCCCUUCAAAACUCUGCUACCACAGCUGAAUUUGGGAGCUACUUUGAUGUUGUCACUCGCCUUAGUGACACCGAUUCGCUGCCAGCGGCCGGUAAACUGUGGAUGGGGGUCUUAUGGAGAUUGGUCUGAGUGUGAUGGAUGCACCAGGACACAGGUCCGGACUCGUCACGUGAAUGUCUAUGCUCAGUUUGGUGGGGCACCAUGUUCAGGUGGAGCCACUCAAACGCAGUCAUGCGUCCCACAGAGGAAAUGUCCCCUGGAAGCCAGCUGUGGAGGCAGAUUCCGCUGCACCUCCGGUCAGUGUUUAAGUCCCUCUCUGGUGUGUAACGGAGACCAGGACUGCGAGGAUGGUCUGGAUGAGCGAAACUGUGACCUAGACAACAGACAGUACUCAUGUGACCUUGACAAAACACCUCCCAACUCUGAGAUAACGGGCAGAGGGUACGAUGUGCUAUCAGGGAAACUGAGGGCAGGUGUCAUCAACACUCUGAGUUUUGGAGGACAGUGCCGGAAAGUCUUCAGCGGGGACCACAAAGUGACAUACAGACUGCCGCAGAACAUCCUCAGAUACAACUUUGAGGUGCAAGUAGACAAUGAAGAGAGUGACGAGUCCUACGAGAGCUCCUGGUCUUACACGCAGCACAUCCAGGCCAACGCCUUGAUUGGACAUGACCGCCGUACCUUUCACAAAGAGCUCACAGACAGCAAGGCCCACAGACUCAUAAUCUUGAAGAAUAAGGUGGAGCUGGCCCAGUUUCAAAACUCUGCCCCUCAGUAUUUGACUUUGUCGGAGGGUUUCUGGAAGGCCUUGUCAUCUCUGCCCCUCACGUACGACUACUCAGCCUACCGCCAGAUCCUGCAGCUUUAUGGUACACACUACCUGUCAGAGGGUUCACUGGGAGGAGAAUACCAGGGCUUGCUGGAGUUCAAUCUUCAGGCAUUCUCAUCAACUAGUACAACGGAUAUUGACUACCAGAGAUGUUGGAGAAAAGUGAAGCGGUUUCUCUUCUUUAAGAAAGUUAAAACCAUCUGCGAAAAAGUUAGAAAAUCUCUGAGCUCAAGCUCCAGUGGCAGGGUAAACACAAAGCCCAUUAAGGUCAACGUGUUUGGAGGAGAUCCAACUUUCAUUAGUGCUCUGUCUGUUCUGGAUCUGGAAAAGCCAGAGGUCAACGGAGAGAUCUACCAUGACUGGGCCUCUUCUGUCAAAGACUUCCCAGAUGUCAUCGAUCAGAAGUUGCGCCCUCUGUAUGAGCUGGUAAAGGAAGUGCAGUGUGCAGGUCUGAAGAAGCUCCACCUGAAGAAAGCGACAGAGGAGUACCUUGCAGAGGAGCAUCCCUGUCACUGCCGGCCCUGCCAGAACAAUGGCCAACCGAUGCUGACAGGCACCGAGUGUCGCUGCGCUUGUCGGCCUGGAACAUCAGGACCAGCCUGCGAGAGGGGAGCUGUGAUUGGAGAGCAGCCAGGGGUGCUCCAUGGCAGUUGGAGCUGCUGGUCAUCCUGGUCAUCCUGCUCUGGUGCUCAGAGAUCAAGGACCCGGAGCUGCAUCAACCCUGCUCCCAGCAGAGGUGGACGCCAUUGUGUGGGGCAACAGAUGGAGCAGAAACCUUGCGAUGAAGCAGGCAUCCAGUACUUACAGAUGAUGGAGCCCCACUGUUUUAGUCUUUCUGUAACCCCACCGAAAACAUGUGCGCCACCUCCAAAUCUGGGGAAUGGAUUUGUCCGGAACCCUAAAGAUUUUUACACAGUUGGAAGCACAGUGGAGUACUCCUGCAUAGACGGGUAUUACCUCAGUGGACACGCCGUGGCCACAUGUGCUGAAAACCAGAAGUGGAGUACAGGAGCGAUGGUUUGUAAAAGUUCUAUGUGUGAGAUUCCUUCAGUGAAUAGUUUAGUUAUGGUCACGCCCAGUAAAGCAGCCUAUCAGAUUGGAGAGAGUGUGUCCCUGUCCUGUCCUGAGGGGUCGGUUCUGGGCAAUGAGGUGUCUGAUAUUAUGUGCUCUCCCAGUCUGCAGUGGUCUCCUUCUCCUGCUGAGGUUCACUGUAAAUCAGGGCCCACCGCUCACCCUCCUCCUGCCAGUUUGAGAUGUAAACUGUGGGAGAGUGUAGGCAAAAGUGGCUGUGUGUGUAAAAUGCCCUUUCAGUGCUUAACAUCUCUGCAGCUGUGUGCCAGGAGUGGCUCAAACUCAAGAAACUUAGUAUUAGGAAUUUGUAAACUCGGAGCACUUCAGUGUUUAGGGAGAAACUUCACGCUGGCCAGUGACAGUGACUGUGACUGGCCGGAAGAGACAUUCACAUCCUGUGAGGACUGCAAACCAGGGACAGUCUGUCAAGAAUCAGCAAGAAAAUGCAUUUGUCAGGAUGCAUCCCAAUGCCCGAAAGACUCCAGCCUCCUGUGCAUUAGCCUUGAUGAUGGCACUGCCAUGACCAUGACGGAGUGUGAGGUGGGGGCCAGGCGGUGUGCCGGUGAACACGUCAACGUGACAAACAUUGAGGCUUGUCCUGAGUAAGGAAGAUUAUUGAUAGGUUUCUUUCCCUGUAAAAAAUUCAGUAACUCUUUUCUUUGUUAGAAAUUUAUAAAUUAAAAAAAUGUUCACUGUCACGGAGGACUUACGUUUGAUGAUGUCUUGGAUA
Messenger RNA from Cololabis saira (Pacific saury), 2708 nucleotides. It is a transcript of the gene c7b, whose product is annotated as complement component 7b. The record is from RefSeq and is a predicted model, not a curated record. NCBI's taxonomy places the organism in Eukaryota, Metazoa, Chordata, Actinopteri, Beloniformes, Belonidae. Gene Ontology annotation, biological process: immune response. Gene Ontology annotation, molecular function: protein binding. The transcript is spliced from 18 exons. Gene Ontology annotation, cellular component: membrane attack complex. The coding region runs from base 68 to 2584 and encodes 838 amino acids.